AUGGCUGAAACUACUGAUAUCCCAACUAAUUUUAAAACUUCUUUGCCUCCAAGAAAGAGAGCUAAAACAAAAGAAGAAAAAGAACAACGUCGUGUUGAAAGAAUCUUAAGAAAUAGAAAAGCAGCUCAUGCUUCAAGAGAGAAAAAGAGAAAACAUGUUGAAUUUUUGGAAUCUUAUGUUUUAGAUUUAGAAAAACAAUUACAUUCUUUUAAAGAAUUAAAUGGUCAUUUAAUGGAAUGUUAUCAAGGUGGUAAUGAUAAAGUUGAUUCAUUAGUUGAAAAAAUUCAAAAUUUACCAGAUUUAAAUAAAAAAAGACAUGAUCAUUUUAUGGAAAUUGAUGCUGAAGAUAAUGAAGAAAUUUCAGAAAAUUCUUCAAAAUUUUUACCAAAAACUCCAGAAUCUUUUGCUUCAUCUCCAAAACAAAAUGUUGAUGAUCAAGUUCCUGAUUUAAUGUCUCCAGAAUCAAAUUCUUCAAUGUCUGAAUCUGAACGUUCAAAUUCAUUUAUGAUGCAAACUUUAGCAUCUCCACAAACUUCUCCAAUUACAAACAAAUUUUCUUUAGAUAUUAUUACAGGUAAUGAACAAUCAUUUUCAUCUCCAGUUAUUAAAACAGAAGAAGAAGAAGUUGGUAUUGAUCAAUCAAACAAUUUCUUCAAUGGUGAUAUGUUUAUUAAAAAAGAAGAUGAAGGUACUCAAAUUCCACCUUUAUCUAAUGAUAUUUUCAAUGAUAAAUUAAAUUUUGGUGAAUUUCAAGUUAAUACUUAUGAUAUUGAUUUUGGAUUUGAUGAGUUGCGUAAUCCAGCAGUGAUUACAUGUCAAUUGAAGAAAAUUAAGAUUCAUUAG
Messenger RNA from Hansenula ciferrii, 843 nucleotides. RefSeq names its product transcription factor HAC1 (gene HAC1). Bases 1 to 843 code for a protein of 280 amino acids. The record is from RefSeq and is a predicted model, not a curated record. Gene Ontology annotation, molecular function: DNA-binding transcription factor activity, RNA polymerase II-specific. Gene Ontology annotation, biological process: positive regulation of transcription by RNA polymerase II. Lineage: Eukaryota; Fungi; Ascomycota; Saccharomycetes; Phaffomycetales; Wickerhamomycetaceae. The transcript has a single exon.